This is a messenger RNA of Sabethes cyaneus, 1255 nucleotides long. RefSeq names its product probable phosphoserine aminotransferase. The coding region runs from base 105 to 1193 and encodes 362 amino acids. Gene Ontology annotation, molecular function: O-phospho-L-serine:2-oxoglutarate transaminase activity; pyridoxal phosphate binding. Lineage: Eukaryota; Metazoa; Arthropoda; Insecta; Diptera; Culicidae. Gene Ontology annotation, cellular component: cytoplasm. The transcript has 4 exons. Gene Ontology annotation, biological process: L-serine biosynthetic process. The record is from RefSeq and is a predicted model, not a curated record.
CCACGCCACGCCAUUCGUAAGUGGAUCUCGUCGCAGGUCGGUCGUCUAAAGAUCGCAACCUUAACUGUACUGUAAGUCCCGUUAGCAACAGUGAAUUGUAAAAGAUGGUGAUAAAUUUCGGAGCUGGACCGGCUAAACUGCCUCGUGAAGUGCUCCUAGAAGUUCAGAAGGAACUUGUGGAACAUGGCACGACCGGCAUGAGUGUCAUGGAGAUGUCUCACCGUGGAUCAUCCUAUGUUAAGUUGCAUAAUGACACACUUGAGUUGGCUCGGGAAUUAUUAAAGGUGCCUGACAACUACAAAAUUCUACUCAUGCAAGGUGGUGGAACUGGGCUGUUUGCAGCUGUAGCAAUGAACCUAAUCGGUAGGACGGGAACAGCCGACUAUCUCGUAACUGGCUCAUGGUCAAGCAAGGCCGCCAAAGAGGCUUCUAAAUACGGCAAAGUUAACCAGGUAGUGCCGAAACCCGACAAGUACAUCUGUGUACCGAACGCAAAAGACUGGAAGCUUGACCCGAAUGCAUCAUAUGUGUAUUACUGUGAUAAUGAAACCAUCGAAGGAGUAGAAUUCAAUUUUGUUCCACAGACCAACGAUGUCCCGCUGGUCGUAGACAUGUCGUCCAACAUUAUGUCUAAACCAAUCGACAUCAAAAAGUUUGGAGUAAUCUUCGCUUGUGCUCAAAAAAAUAUUGGACCAGCCGGAAUAACGUUGGUUAUCGUUCGGGAAGAUUUAAUUGGACACCAUUUGCCAAUAACACCGACCAUUCUAGAAUUCUCAACCGUUGCAAGGGACAAUUCAAUCAACAACACACCUCCUACAUUCAUCAUCUACGUCGUGGGUCGCGUCUUUGCUUGGAUCAAACGUCAGGGCGGUAUGGAAAAAAUGCAUCAAAUCGCGCUGAAAAAGUCAAACAUGAUCUACGAAGUGAUCGCCGGAUCCAAGAAUUUCUACUAUUGCCCUGUGGAAGGCAACGUCCGCAGUCGAAUGAAUGUACCCUUCCGUAUCGGGGGCCCCGGUGGUAACGAUGCCUUGGAAAAGGAAUUCCUGAAAGGAGCUGAAACCCUAGGAAUGCAACAACUAAAAGGCCAUCGUUCCGUAGGGGGCAUCCGAGCUUCGCUGUACAAUGCAGUCACCCUGGACGAAGUGGAAGCUCUACGAACAUACAUGUUGGAAUUUCAUUCAAAAAAUUCAUAAUAAAUUACAAUAGCAUUUCUAUUCAAUAAAUAUAACAUCACACAACAUUCUCUUUCAAGAAG